Messenger RNA from Encephalitozoon intestinalis ATCC 50506, 1032 nucleotides. RefSeq names its product histone deacetylase. Gene Ontology annotation, molecular function: histone deacetylase activity. Bases 1 to 1032 code for a protein of 343 amino acids. NCBI's taxonomy places the organism in Eukaryota, Fungi, Microsporidia, Unikaryonidae. The record is from RefSeq and is a predicted model, not a curated record. The transcript has a single exon.
AUGGCUGUUGCAUAUAUAUUCGACGAGGAGGUUGGAAUGUUCCAUUACGGGCCUAGGCAUCCCAUGAAGCCGUUUAGAAUGGUGGUUACACACUCUCUAGUGAAGUCGUUUGGCCUUGACAAAAAGAUGACGAUAGUCAAACCGGCACUCUUUCCUCUGACAUAUCACCCAAAGGAGUAUCUUGAGAAUCUCGGGAAGAAUGAAACACCGGACUGCCCAAACUUCAUUGGCCUUUCUAGAUUCUGCGAGCUGUAUGGAAGUGCCUCUAUAAACUCGGCAAUGAUCCUCUCUGAAGGAAGAUAUGACACAGUUAUUAAUUGGAGCGGAGGUCUCCAUCAUGCACAUAAAGCGGUUCCCAGCGGAUUCUGCCAUGUAAAUGAUAUUGUGAUGGCGAUUCUGGAGCUUCUCAAGACAUAUCAGAGAGUUAUGUAUAUAGAUAUAGAUGUUCACCAUGGAGAUGGAGUGGAGGAAGCCUUUUUGGAAUGUGAUCGAGUGCUGACACUUUCCUUCCACAAGUACGGAGACGGCUUCUUUCCCGAGACAGGAACUCUGGUCACAACAGGACACAGGGCUGUGAAUGUUCCUCUCCUAUCAGGAAUUGAUGAUGCAAGUUACAGAUACAUUUUCGAGCCUAUUGUGGAGUCUUGUGUUAAGAAGUUCUCUCCAGAUGCAAUUGUCCUGCAGUGCGGAGCAGACUCCUUGGGUGAGGACAGGCUAGGAUGUUUUAAUCUCUCUAUAGAGGGCCAUGCAUCUUGUGUCCGGUUUGUGAGUUCUCUCGGAAUUCCUCUGCUCUGUCUAGGAGGUGGAGGAUACACCCUGACGAAUGUUGCCCGAUGUUGGGCAUAUGAGACAGCUGUUUUGUGUGGAGAGGAUCCGAUUACGGAUAUUCCUGCAGACAAUCCCUUCUACACGUAUUUCAGUCCGUCGUAUGUGGUUAAUCCUGUGUUCAAAAGGAAGUAUGUCAAUAGAAACGAUAGGGAGUACUUGGACAUGGUUAUGAGUUUCAUUCUUGACAAAGUAGACAAGUUUUAA